GUAGAACGCGCGUUAUGUGGUUUGGACGCUUCUGAACGGGAUAGACUUGCAUUAACCUAAAUUCUAGGUGAGUUUGGUAAUAUUUGCCUAUUUUAUAGGCUUUUAAUAUGCUUAAAUUCAUUCCGCUAAUGGAUUUCAAGCAAAAUUAUGACAUUCUGUCAAAAGCUUGCGCAUAUCUGUUAUCACUAUCCAUUUCCUUUACACGACGAUACCGGAGAACUAAUUUGUGAAAGGUUCAACUCCAUUCACAGCAGUAAAAAAGUCUUAACACAUCGCAUACUACAAACAACGUAUAAUUAGUUAGUCCCAGCAAUACUCCUUUUGGAGUCAACCAAAGCUACAGUCGAGUGGCGGGACGAACUACGCAGAAGUUUACCGAAGACCAGGAACCUUUGCCUCACAAUCAAGACGCGAGCACAAAGAGAUCAAAUUGGUUCAUACUAGCUCGUAAAAGCGAUAUCGGAUGCCAAAGACCUGAAACCCAGUUAUACCCAAGCAUUUUAUUCUUAGGUUAUUUAAAUCACGUUUAUCUAAUGAGUGUUAUAUUCCCUGUAAAGACAAGCAAACGUUUAUUCAGACGCACUGUUGUGCAUACUUUUGAUGUAUACAUAAUUAGUAUGUUUGAAACCUUAUUUCCAACUCCAACGAUUUUAUCUGUAGAAGUGCAUCAUAAUUUCUCAAAACUUUCUACUAAUUGUUUGGAUUUAUCCUUGGUCAUUUGUCGUUGGCGUGUGACAUUUUGGUCCGUCCAGAUGAACUCGUUUAAUGACCAAGCAUGUGCUUUGUGUGGAAAAGUUGUUUCUACCAAACACGGUAUGGCUAGACAUUUGAAAAUUGUUCAUGAAGGUCUUGAGGAGUGUAAGUGUGACUCAUGUGGCCGGAAAUUUACAACCAAGUUCGCUCUUCAUCGUCAUAUUCGUAGAGUUCAUGAAGGAAUAUCGGAACUUGUUCUCCCUUGUGCUUGUUGCGGGAAAAAGUUCUCUGCCAAACAUGGCUUAGAACGUCAUAUGCGAUUGAUACAUGAAAGUGCUGAACUGUGCAUUUGUCCACUAUGUAAUCGAAGUUUUUCAACGAAAUUUGCUUUCAAUCGUCAUACCAAAACUGUGCAUUCAGAUUCGAUUAGCCUAUGUUCACCGUGUAAUAUGAUAUUCCCAUCGAAGUUUGCUCUACUGGAACACAACUUGACAGUUCAUAAUACUUCAAAAGUAUUUGCUUGCCAUGAAUGUUUAAAAUGUUUUCCUGAUACGGAGUCACGAAGGAACCACGAGCAAAAUGAACACGCAGUUGGUACGUCCAAUAUGUUUUCGUCAACGACACAGUCAUCAUAA
Messenger RNA from Trichobilharzia szidati, 1328 nucleotides. Lineage: Eukaryota; Metazoa; Platyhelminthes; Trematoda; Strigeidida; Schistosomatidae. The record is from the annotation of a GenBank genome assembly.